AUGUUCUUAUUUAACGUUAAACUUUUUCAACCGUUCAAAGUCUCUCACGUAAAGAAAAAUCGUAAAGAACCGGAAACGACGAUAUAUCAAGUCAACAGAUCGGGUCACGAACAUUGUGACGUCACAGAUGGUACACUUUUAGACAUAACGCCACUGAUAGUCGAUGAUAACAAACUAAUAACGCUUUACGAUAAGGAUUUAACGGAAGGAAUUAAUUUUUUAAUAGUUGUUUCGCAAUUAUGGGGAACACAAUGCAUUCGAUUGAAAGUUACGGUUAAAUCGGAUAAUUGUGGAGAAAAUGCGGAUUGUUCAAACAAAGGAGUUUGUUUUUCAAAUGUUUCAAUGGAAGGAUUCGAAUGUCAAUGUUGUCAAGGUUACAUAGGACCACAUUGCGAAGAAAAAGAUGCUUGUUAUCCGAGUCCUUGCAAGAGUAAUAGCAUAUGCGUGGAUUUAUCACAGGGACACGAUGGCGAAACUUUUCAAUGUUUGUGUCCCUACGUAUAUGAAAUGUUCAAAUCCAAAAUUUUCUUUUGA
Molecule: messenger RNA, 534 nt
Organism: Pediculus humanus corporis (human body louse)
Lineage: Eukaryota; Metazoa; Arthropoda; Insecta; Psocodea; Pediculidae
Exons: 6
Coding region: 1-534 (177 amino acids)
Source: RefSeq, a predicted model, not a curated record